Molecule: messenger RNA, 1466 nt
Organism: Rhipicephalus sanguineus (brown dog tick)
Lineage: Eukaryota; Metazoa; Arthropoda; Arachnida; Ixodida; Ixodidae
Exons: 5
Coding region: 238-1074 (278 amino acids)
Biological process (GO): cilium organization
Cellular component (GO): cilium
Source: RefSeq, a predicted model, not a curated record
GUUAGCGCCGGCGCGUUGGAUGGGCUUGCGGCCGCUACACCAUCGCACGUACGCGUGUUUCAAAAGACGGAGUUGCUGCUUAAGAAAUCCACGGUGAGCGAAGUUCGCCUGCAGAAGAAAUAGGUGAAGCAAAGAAGAUGACGCCUGCGCUACCAGCACGAGUAGUUACGAAAGUUCCGUCGUUCCAGCUGCUGUGACGCCAUCUACGCAGGCAGCCGGCCCCGCAGUGUGGUCAGGAUGCGCAGCACAUCUUGCUCUCCCCGUUCGUCGCUGGCAUCGUCGGAUCUGACGGACUACCCCGGCGCUCCUCGACCGGCGCUCAUCGUCAAGAUGAACGCGUGCACCUUGCUCCGGCAGAGGGAGCUGGCGCGUCGACGUGAGAACGAGCGGCGCGAACAACACGAGAGAGCUUGGGCCGAGCGUCGCAGGCAGCUCGACAGGGCCCGGCUGAGCGACCGACUCGAGCUGGUGCAACGGCGGACCCCAGAGCCCGGACCCUCGGCCAAAGAGAGGCUCAGGGCUCUCAGGCGCAGCACGCUGGAGCGUGAGGCGGAGUACAAGCGAGAGAUACAGAGCAUGCAGGCACGCGUUCGAGCCAUGCCGCUGCUCCUGGAGCGGCAAGCGGUGGCAGCAGCCCGGCGAAGACUGGAGCAGCAGUACGAGCGCAAGCUGAAAGAGCUGGGACUGAGCUACGAAUGGAUCCAGGAGAAGGCGCAACAAGAAUCUCACGAUCGCCAACGCGAGCAGCGCAGUUCCUCGGCGAUGCAGGCAUCGUCCGCCAUGACAAGCAGGUCGCGAUUCCAGUCGGCCACGGUGCAUCGGUGUCCGGCUAUUCGCUCUCCGCCUCCAGAGUCGACGACGGCCGUAGUCGUGAAGCAACGGUCGCGCAGUGCCUCGUCUAGCCUGCGCUCUGCGCUCAGCCGAACCGAGAGCGCGAGUGACUUGUCAGGAACUCUGCACGAUAGUGACGGCCCUGAGGGUGGCCUCGUGGCAUUUACACGGACUCAUAACACGAGUGAUGAAGAGACGUGCGACGCUACUAGGGAGAUGCGUGUGGCUCUAAUGGACACGUAAAGGGGUGCGCAGCAAGGGUGAACGGAAAGGUGUCAGUUAAGGAGGGGGAUCGCACACUUGAGGAUGUGCACAUCAUAAGUAGCCGUCGUUGGCGUACUGCUCCGUAGGAGUACAGGGGGGUGGAAUCAAAACACAAACAGCGCGGCGCGCUGUUUUCAUCACGCUCUGUCCUUGGUGGCAAUAAAAAAAGGUGCUAGAUGGUUCUUGAUUCUAUCGUGGGUGACUCUGGCGGAUUCUUAUCACCACCCGGCCAAUGACAGCAUUAAAAUAAAUGCGAAACAGCAGGGCAUGUAGAUGCCGCAUGUUCGCGUUUCUUUCUAUUCCCAGUGUACAUAAUGUUUAUUGCAUUGUUAUAAAUGUGGAUAGCGAACACUGAAAGCACGAUUGAUGUU